Molecule: messenger RNA, 2366 nt
Organism: Xenia sp. Carnegie-2017
Lineage: Eukaryota; Metazoa; Cnidaria; Anthozoa; Malacalcyonacea; Xeniidae
Product: ADAM 17-like protease
Exons: 19
Coding region: 46-2211 (721 amino acids)
Biological process (GO): Notch signaling pathway; membrane protein ectodomain proteolysis
Cellular component (GO): plasma membrane
Molecular function (GO): metalloendopeptidase activity
Source: RefSeq, a predicted model, not a curated record
UCGGGUGUAUGGUAAAAACAUUGAGCAUGAUAAAUAUUUUCUGCCAUGGAAUAUCGUCUUGUUUUUAUUUUUUUGAUCUUGUUAGGUUUUAAACAAACUUUUGGGCUUCUAGGGCACAAAAAGUUGAAAUAUUACGAAGUAGUGGACUCGUCUCAAGUCAGACAUGUUAUACAAAAGAGGAGCACAGACGGUAGAAAGGAUUUGUCUUUAUCUCUUCUUGGAAGAACGUUUGAAUUGUCUCUCAUACCAAGACCAGAAUUAUUUUCACAGAAUUUUGAAGCAGUAACUGUGGGUAGUGAUGGUACUGAGAAAGAGUUCAAGGUCAAUAAAAAUGAUUUCUAUCAUGGAUAUGUGAAAGGUGCAACCAGUCCUUCUUCUGUGACUAUGGAAAUUGAUGAUGAUAUGAUAACAGCGGCCAUUGAAAUUGAGGAAGAUACAUAUCAUUUGGAGCCUGCUGCUGGUCAGAUAGAUGGUGAUAUUGCAAACAAGAUGAUUGCUUAUAGAAAUUCAGAUGUCAUUUGGAAUGUGACAUUUGCCGGAAAUCAUACCCAAAGACAAAAAUACUGUGGAAUGAUUGAUGCUGGCAAUAGAACUGAAACAAAUAACAAUUACCAUGAAAUGAGAUCUUCUCGAAAACGUCGCUCCUUAAAAAUUAAACGUGACUGUAGUUUAGCUCUGGUGGCAGAUUAUCGGUAUUAUAAACACAUAGGAAGAAACAGCAAAAAGAAGACAUUGUAUUCAAUGGUCGGAGUUAUAAAUCGUGUUGAUCAGAUAUUCAGAAAUACUGACUGGAGCGAUGAUGACAAAGAUCCUUAUAAAGAUUUUGGUUUUGUUAUCAAAAAGAUAAUUGUUAAUGAAGCUCCAACAAAAAACUAUAACAGACAAUCAAACAGACCAUGGAUGGUUAAAGAGCUAUUAUUGCAAUUCAGUCGUGAAGAUUGGUCAGACUACUGUUUGGCUCAUUUGUUUACGUAUCAAGAUUUUCGUGAUGGUGUUAUAGGUCUUGCUUACGUUGCUCAUGCGGACCGGAAUUCCCGCGGUGGUAUUUGCAGUGCAGUGGAUCGAAAUCUCUAUCACAACACGGGACUCAGUAGCUCAAUAAACUGGGGAAAUCAGUUGCUGACAUCGGAGUCAGACAUUGUCACAGCUCAUGAAUUUGGUCACAACUUUGGCAGUGAACAUGAUGUUCAAGAUGAUCCCUUGUGUUCCCCUGAAAGUAAUGGAAAAUUCAUAAUGUAUCCUGCAUCUGUUUCGGGACAGAACACAAACAAUAACAAAUUUUCAAUAUGCAGUCGCAGGGCUGUCAAAGCCGUUUUGGAAUCAAAAUCUUCACUUUGCUUUGAUGUUCCAAGCUCUGGAUCGUUCUGUGGAAAUUAUCGCGUGGACAGCGGUGAGGAAUGUGACCAAGGAGAAGGUGAAAAUGAUAAGUGUUGCAGAAAUUGUAAACUCAUUGGAGACGCCAAAUGCAGUGACACAAACUCGCUUUGUUGCUCAGAUUGUCAAUACGCGUCCAACACAACUCAAUGUAGGCAAGCCAAGCCUUUAGUUUGUAAGAAAGCUUCAUAUUGUUCGGGGUUUUCUAAGGAUUGUCCAGAAGCUCAAUCGGUUGAAGAAGGAACUUCAUGCAUUGAAAGAGGAAAAUGCAGCAAAGAUGGUAAGUGUGAUCCUUUCUGCAAACGUUUUGGGGGAGAGCCUUGUCUUUGCAGCAAUGAAGAAGAUGCUUGUUAUGUGUGUUGCAAAAAGAAGGAUGAACCUUGUGUCGUUUAUCGCAACGGCUCAUUAGAAAGCCGACUGCCUUUAAGUGAUGGACGCUUGUGUUCUGCAGGAGUCUGUAGUGGUCAAAAAUGCAGGAAAACAGCACAAGACAUAAUCACUCGACUUCAAGAUUUCUUGGACACACUCGGAGAUCCCAGCAAGUUUGGUGAACUUUUAAAGGACAACAUUGUUGGAACUGUUAUAAUCUUCUCCCUACUUUUGUGGAUACCUAUAAGCUAUGUCGUGCACAGAAUUGAUAAAAGACGUGAUAAGCAAGCUCAGGAAUUGGCCAGAUGGCAAGAUAUCGCGAACCACGAUUUGAUUCGACAACCGAACAAGCGUCGUGAUAAUUUUGAUGUUGUGUUCAAGAAAGACUCCGUACUUAUACGUGACAGCCGGAAGGCGAGACCAAGAGGCGCUACCUCCCCCAGACAGUGGGGACCUACUGUGGAGUGAAAUCAUACUACAUUGCUUUAGAAAAUGCAAGACGACUAAAAGUAUUAUAAAUAACCUCAAGACGUUUAUUUAUCCAUACACUAUUAAUGAAAAUGUACAUUGAUGAGAAAUUGAUAUUCAUUGCAAUCUUAAAUUGAAAUUUAGGAAAACUCUUA